AAAGAAAAAUCCGGCUGGUUGGGAUGGAAACUGGACGGGGCGAGACAGAGUCAGAGAGACCAGAUGCUUGCCUGCUAGACACUUACUUCAAUCAAGAGAUACCAGGGAGUGGACCUUAGACGACUAUGUCAGCAGUGACCACCCAGCCCCUUCCCUUCGGCCGUCUGGAGAGAGAGAAGCACAUCGAGAGGCUCUUCAGAGCCUUUCACAGUCAAAGGAGGCUCUCCACCAAUCCCCAGGGUUUGCCUGGCUCCAUACCCCACCACGGGGCAUCUGAUCUGGGCUCAGAGGACCAGCAGCAGGGCCUAGGUCCGGGGGGUAAAGGGGAGAAUGGCCACAUGAGGCCCAGGGCUUCUGGAGGGCCAGAGAUAGCAGGGGAGCAGUGGUUGAAUGGUGUGGGUGGACAGGAGGGUCUGGCUCUCCUGGACGCAGUCAGCCAACUACGUAUCACAGCCAGGCCAGAGCUGCAAGGUCCACAAUGUGUGUCCCGCAGGACCUACAGCAUUGCCACCGGGGACAGCAGUGAGCAGCUCUUUGUGGCUGUAGAAGAGAGUUCCUGUAUGUGUCUGCAGUGCUGCGGUCCGGCCCGGUCCUGCUCCCUACAAGGUUUUGACCGCCAGGCCCGCCAGGUCUUCCUGUUUGAAAGACCCCUCAGGGUGGACGCGUGCUGCCUUGGCUGCUGCUUGAUGGAAAUGAGGGUCUACACCCCCCAACGGCAGCUCAUAGGGAGCGUACGACAGCGAUGGAGUAUGUUCACCCCUCUCCUGGAAGUGUGUGACUCCGAUGGAGCCUCCACUAUAAGAAUCCAGGGAUCAUGCUGCCCCUACCGAUGCCUCUCUAACCAAGAAUUCCAGGCGGUCUCAGCCAUCGGUGAGAAAAUUGGCUCCAUAUGGAAGAAAUGGCCUGGGUUUAACGAAGAGUGCAACAUGGAUCAUGAAUACUUUGGGUUAGAGAUUCCACAGGAUAUGACAUCACAGACCAAACUUCUUCUGCUGGCGGCCACGUUCCUACUGAAUUAUAUGUUCUUUGAGAUGAGCUGAACCGGCACCAGACAAUCAGAGAUGAGAAAAUGUAGGUAAUCAAAAGUGGACCAUGAGAACUGCAGAAGCCAAAUGACCAUCGGCGAGUUUCACAGCUUCGCCCGAUGCCACGCCGCAGCACCAUCAGAGAUUGAACACAUGGACAGUUGUUUGGGGGAGGGGUGCAAAUGUUAGCGACACCAAAGAUGUACUAGCCUGCAUAGCAUGACCUCCUUUCCUUUAUUUAGUCCUCAUUUAGUUGUCCUAAUAGAAGAGAUACACCCAAUAAAUCUUAAUAGAUACCUGGCAUUGGCUUAUGCUCCCAUCGCAACAAUUUGACUGACUGACAAUCAGUUCAAACUAUCUUUGUUUGGAAAGAUACGUUUUCCUCAUCCAACAUACGCCACUGGUGACAUCACAGAAUAGAACACUGAAGCCAUUGGUUAGCAGCAGAUGCAUAAUCAACAUUUAUUGCUAUAAUCCAUCAGACAGUACUUUCCUCGUUUUGACAAGACACCCUUUUUCCAGCACCACCCACCCAAUCCUGGGCAGUAUUUCAUCAGGGGGGAGAAGAUAGAAGGAGCCCCAAGCUCUGGCCUGGGACCAGUUUCUGUUCUGUAGCACUAAAUGGUGAGGGGGUCAGAUGAGCUGAUUCCAGGUCAGUGUUCAGGGACUCCUUCUACCCCAGGGAAAAUAUCACAGCAGGGCCACCAUUCUAGCCUGGUCCCAGAUCUGUUGGUGAUUUUGACUAACUCCAUGAUCAUUGUCAAGCCAAACUGUUUUGCAUGAGGAGUUGGCAAGAGAGCAGAAACAGACUGACACCCAGGCUACCACCAUUCCACACUGGAGAGAUUAUGUUGUCACAGAUAACAUUGUUACAUUGUUGUUAAAGUUGUAUUGUUAUGUCCAUCUUCACUGUGGGAUCUUGAAAGGCAUUUUGAAUGUUUAAUCUGGGUUGGGUCCGUCUCGAGGCCAGGCACAGUGAUAUAGGCAGCUAGGCAUUCCAUUCUAAAGAGGCCGGUUCACGUUACCCACGGUCCCCCUUUAGGAUGGGCCCCAUCCUUUGGGUUGAAAACUUUCUGGUCAAAGGUAAAGAAUCAAGUUCUCGAUUCUCGUUAAGUAAAUAGAUUUUCUCAAAAGGACAUAGCUUUUUCUAGAAAUAUAUUUUUGUACGCCAUAAUAUUUCUAGUUUAAAUGACUAGAGGCAUUGUAGUUAAAAUACUGCACUAAAAUAAAAUAACUUCCACCUGCAA
Molecule: messenger RNA, 2272 nt
Organism: Oncorhynchus kisutch (coho salmon)
Lineage: Eukaryota; Metazoa; Chordata; Actinopteri; Salmoniformes; Salmonidae
Product: phospholipid scramblase family member 5
Exons: 8
Coding region: 126-1040 (304 amino acids)
Biological process (GO): plasma membrane phospholipid scrambling
Cellular component (GO): plasma membrane
Molecular function (GO): phospholipid scramblase activity
Source: RefSeq, a predicted model, not a curated record